Molecule: messenger RNA, 5325 nt
Organism: Mastomys coucha (southern multimammate mouse)
Lineage: Eukaryota; Metazoa; Chordata; Mammalia; Rodentia; Muridae
Gene: Eps15
Product: epidermal growth factor receptor pathway substrate 15
Exons: 25
Coding region: 162-2963 (933 amino acids)
Biological process (GO): endocytosis; endosomal transport
Cellular component (GO): cytoplasm; plasma membrane; clathrin coat of coated pit
Molecular function (GO): calcium ion binding; cadherin binding
Source: RefSeq, a predicted model, not a curated record
GCCGGCAGGGCGGGGCGGGGCGGCGUGAGGAGGGAAGUUGUCGAAGUUCGGGGAGACGCCCGGCCGCCGGCCUCGCCUCCGGCCUGUCCCUCCGCCUCCUUCCCGCCCCGGGCCCCUGUCCGUCCGUCCUUCCUUCCCUUCCCGUGCAUGAUGGAAACACCAUGGCUGCGGCAGCCCAGCUCUCUCUGACACAGUUGUCAAGUGGGAAUCCUGUAUAUGAAAAAUACUAUAGACAGGUUGAAGCAGGCAAUACUGGAAGGGUGUUGGCUUUAGAUGCUGCUGCAUUCCUGAAAAAGUCAGGGCUUCCAGACUUGAUUCUUGGAAAGAUUUGGGAUUUAGCUGACACAGAUGGUAAAGGUGUCCUGAACAAACAAGAAUUCUUUGUUGCUUUACGGCUUGUGGCAUGUGCCCAGAAUGGACUGGAAGUCUCACUGAGUAACCUAAAUCUGGCUGUUCCUCCACCAAGAUUUCAUGACUCCAGUAGUCCUUUGCUAGCCAGUAGGAGCUCAGUCGCUGAGCUCCCGUGGGCUGUAAAGUCUGAAGAUAAAGCCAAAUAUGAUGCAAUUUUUGACAGUUUAAGCCCAGUGGAUGGAUUUUUGUCUGGUGAUAAAGUGAAACCAGUGUUGCUCAACUCUAAGUUACCUGUGGAAAUCCUUGGAAGAGUUUGGGAGUUGAGUGAUAUUGACCACGAUGGAAAGCUUGACAGAGAUGAGUUUGCAGUUGCCAUGUUUUUGGUAUACUGUGCACUGGAGAAAGAACCUGUGCCAAUGUCCUUGCCUCCAGCCUUGGUGCCACCUUCUAAGAGAAAAACGGUCAGUAUAUCAGGCUCCAUGUGGGUGAUCCCCUCUUCAGCAGCCAAGGAAUCUUACCACUCCUUACCACCUGUAGGCAUUUCACCUACCAAAGCACCGUUAAGACAGUGGGUUGUGUCCCCUGCCGAAAAAGCUAAAUAUGAUGAAAUCUUUCUGAAAACUGAUAAGGAUAUGGAUGGAUAUGUGUCUGGACCAGAGGUCCGUGAAACCUUCCUGAAAACAGGUUUACCUUCUGCCCUGCUAGCCCACAUUUGGUCACUAUGUGACACAAAGGGCUGUGGGAAGCUUUCAAAAGACCAGUUUGCCUUGGCUUUUCACUUAAUCAAUCAGAAAUUAAUAAAAGGCAUUGACCCUCCUCAUAUUCUCAGUCCUGAGAUGAUUCCACCAUCAGACAGGUCCAGUUUACAAAAGAACAUCAUAGGAUCAAGUCCUGUUGCAGAUUUCUCUGCUAUUAAAGAACUAGAUACCCUUAACAAUGAAAUAGUUGACCUGCAGAGGGAAAAGAACAAUGUGGAGCAGGACCUUAAAGAGAAGGAAGACACAGUUAAGCAGAGGACAAGUGAGGUUCAGGAUCUUCAAGAUGAAGUUCAAAGGGAGAGUAUUAAUCUACAAAAACUACAGACCCAGAAGCAGCAGGUGCAGGAACUCCUGGAUGAACUGGAUGAGCAGAAAGCCCAGCUGGAGGAGCAGCUCAAGGAAGUCAGGAGAAAGUGUGCUGAGGAGGCCCAGCUGAUUUCUUCCCUGAAAGCAGAAAUAACUAGUCAAGAAUCUCAGAUCUCUACUUACGAGGAAGAACUGUCAAAAGCUAGAGAAGAGUUGAGUCGCCUACAACAAGAAACAGCACAGCUGGAAGAAAGUGUGGAGUCAGGAAAGGCUCAGCUGGAACCUCUUCAGCAGCACCUACAAGAGUCACAACAGGAAAUCAGUUCAAUGCAAAUGAGAUUGGAAAUGAAAGAUCUGGAAACUCAUAAUAACCAAUCAAAUUGGUGCAGUAGCCCACAAAGCGUUCUUGUAAAUGGUGCUACAGAUUAUUGUAGCCUCAGCACCAGCAGCAGUGAGACAGCCAACCUCAACGAACAUGCUGAAAGCCAGAGCAACCUAGAGUCUGAACCCAUACACCAGGAUUCAUCAGUGAGAAGUAGUCCUGAAAUUGCGCCUUCUGAUGUGACUGAUGAAAGCGAGGUUGUGACUGCAGCUGAUAAUGAAAAAGCUAGUCCCAGAUUUGACGAUGACAAGCAUUCAAAAGAGGAAGAUCCGUUUAAUGUAGAGUCAAGUCCACUGACAGAUGCAGUUGCAGAUACAAACUUGGAUUUUUUCCAGUCUGAUCCUUUUGUUGGCAAUGAUCCUUUCAAGGAUGAUCCUUUUGGAAAAAUUGAUCCAUUUGGUGGUGAUCCUUUCAAAGGUUCAGAUCCAUUUGCAUCUGAUUGCUUCUUUAAGCAGACUUCUACUGAUCCUUUUACCACUUCAAGUUCCGACCCUUUCAGUGCAUCCAGCAACAGCAGUAAUACAUCGGUAGAAGCUUGGAAGCACAAUGACCCAUUUGCUCCUGGUGGAACAGUUGUUGUUGCAGCUCGUGAUUCAGCCACAGACCCUUUUGCUUCUGUUUUUGGAAAUGAAUCAUUUGGAGAUGGAUUUGCUGACUUCAGCACAUUAUCAAAGGUCAACAAUGAAGAUCCUUUUAAUCCUACCACAUCAAGUUCUGGCAGCAGUGUGACCAUUGCAAAACCUGUGUUAGAGGAAACACCCAGCAAGAGUGAAGAUGUGCCUCCAGCACUGCCGCCCAAGAUUGGCACUCCAACAAGACCCUGCCCACCACCCCCUGGGAAAAGACCCAUCAACAAAUUGGAUUCUUCUGAUCCCUUUAAACUGAAUGAUCCAUUUCAGCCUUUCCCAGGCAAUGAUAGUCCCAAAGAAAAAGAUCCUGAUAUGUUUUGUGAUCCAUUCACUUCUUCUGCCACUACCAAUAAAGAGGCUGACCCAAGCAAUUUUGCUAACUUCAGUGCUUAUCCCUCUGAAGAAGAUAUGAUUGAAUGGGCAAAAAGGGAAAGUGAACGGGAAGAAGAACAGAGGCUCGCCAGGCUGAAUCAGCAGGAGCAAGAAGACUUGGAACUGGCCAUUGCACUUAGCAAGUCAGAGAUAUCAGAAGCAUGACGAGCUGUCUGUCCUUUGUCAGCAGUGCAGUAUUCUUCUUGAAUACUGAAGCUAUUCACCAUGUGCAUCAGACUACCUAUGAGCAUGGGAUGCAAGCGGUUUGAGAUUCCUAGAAAUGUGACAAAAGUCUAGUUUGGUUUUUUUUUGGGGGGGGGGUGCUAUUUCAAAUGUGUCUUUUAUUUUUUCUUCCAAAAGUAGUGCCCUAAUUAAACAGCUUCACCUAGACCCCUGUUCUGGUGUGCAUUUACCGUGAGCUCUUGCCUGCUUGUACUAGUCCCUGUAAAGCUAGAGCAUCGGCUUCUGCCUUCUAGAACCUAGCAGAUAUAGUUUCGCGCUGUGCUGCCCUUGUCCUGUAGUUACUAUGACAACGACUGGAGUUCUGAAAGUGCACAACUCUCUGAGCUGAGUGCUUGAAGGGGGGUGGGGGGAGGAGAAGAGUAUCCUGUUUCUUCUGAUUGGUACAAAUUAGCCAGUUUAAAGUGCAUUAUAUGUACUUCUGGAGAAAAUAUAGUUAAGUUACCUAGAGAUGGGGAAAUAUUCUGCAUAGAUCAACUCCACUAUUGAAAACUAGAUGAAUCAAGUGAAACCAUUAUUGCUCCAGCCCCAAGUAAUUCCUAAGUAAAAGUAUUAAAGCCUUGUAGAUGAAACAUGUUUUUAAAACAAUUUUCUCUGGACUUAAAGAAUUUUAAGAUUAACAGAUACCUCACUACAUGUUUCCUAGUUAAGAACAAACAAACCAAUUUCUUACAAAUAAAAUUUGUAAGGAAAUAUUCAUUGUAAGUGCUAGUGAAGAAAAUUUGUAACUUAAAAUAUAACCUAUCUGUUUAAGGUAAGCGGACACAGUCUGUGCCCACUUUGCCCUUGUGACGCACUGACCUUAGUUCCCAGUGUCCUGACGUCUAGGAAGCUAGAAUUGGAAAGUACUUUGGUAUUCAUUAUCUGUUUUGUUUCUUUAGUGAAGGCCCAGCUAUUUGCAGUGAUACAAAUGGAAGAAACAGCAUUUGUUAUAUCCUCUUACUUUCUGUCCAUCUUUGUAGUUUAAAUUUCUUUAUUUAUUUGCUUUAUUUUUCUCACCUAUAAAAUUGACAAGCUACCCCACCCCCCAAAAAAAUCCUACUUUUUAAAUUGAGGGAAAAAUAAACUGAGUUGCCAAAUUAUCAGAGCCCUACUUUUGUUAAAAGCCCAUCUUCUACUGGACUGGCCUGACAGUCAGCUGGAUUUGAAAUGUAUUUGAAGUAGAGUAUAAUUUAUAAUUUUUUAGAUAUGAGUUACUAAUUUAGUAUUUGUAAUACCGAGAUAAACAAAAAUGCACCUACAAACUAUUUAAGAUUCUUUAGGAUAACCAAGUAGAGGUGGUAUGGAGCUGUUGUUAAUCAGAGUAAUUUACUGCCUGGCCUAUAAAUAAAUUCCAGUGUCUAAUCAGACCAUUUUGAAAUGGUGCUUUUUUUUUCCUUUCCACACACUAUUGGAUAGCUGGGAUUUAAAACAACUUUUCAACCACUUCCUUGCACUGCUAACUUUUUUCUACUUUUGUAAAUAUUUCAGCAUAAAAGUUAAACAUAUGAAGUAAGGGCUGAAUUGUAGUCACAAGGCUUUAAUUGUGAUAACUAAUCCCGUGGCCUAAGUGUUUGCUGCAAAGGGUGAUGAGCAGGUCAAGUUGGGUUGUGGUAGGCGGUGUUUCUGUUUGCCCCUUCCUCUCACUCCUCAGGAGAAAGGUAAGUUGACUUGAAUAACUUUCGUUUGCACUGAGAAAAGUGAAAAAUGUUUGAAAUGCUUUAAUUUUUUUUAAUUAAAAACACUCUGAAAAUAUUAAAUAUCUAUAACUUAUAAACAGCAACUUUUGAUGUGUAGUAAGUGCGCCCUAAUCUUCCGUAUGCUUAGCUGGGUCAUAGAGACUCUUAUCCUUUGUUAAGAUGUGUGUGCUCAGUGGGCCAAUGUCAUACUAAAGUGUGUAUAUAUGAUAUAAACAUAUCUAUAUCUCCACGCUUGACUGUAUAGAAUGAAUGUCUUAAGAGCCAUUUGUGAUGUUUUAUGGUUGUUGACCCUGGCUCCAAAGCCUGCGCUUGAAACAAAGACAGUUUUAACCAUCUUUUAUGUACUUGUUCAGCUUUAUUUGUGCUCUCUUCAUAGACUUUUUCUCAUGUUUCAAACUUAUAAAUUACAGUUGUAAUUAUGAAAAUAAUAAACUUUAAUAAGUAAAAUGUGUAUUAUAUCAUUUUGCAUUGAAGCUUUGCACUGUUCUUGAUCCUGUGCAUUGGUAGGAGGAGGGACGAGUUGCCAUCAGCAUACAUUUUCCUGUAUAAAGGUUUCUGACAGUACUAUGGAGACUAAAUAAAUGUUGAAUGUUAAUUCUAUAAACAAA